AUUUUCUCUUUUCUUUUUUAAACAAAUAGAACUAAAAUUCAAUUUAGAUAUGGACAACUCGUUUGUCAAAUCACCGGAAGAGGUGUGUAAAUUCUUUCAUGUGGAUAGCACGAAAGGUUUAGACGCUACUCAAGUAAAGCAACAACAACAAAAAUUUGGAAAGAAUGAACUUCCUGAGGAAGAAUCGACUCCUUUAUAUAAACUUAUCUUGGAACAGUUCCAAGAUCAACUUGUUCUGAUCUUACUCGGUGCUGCUAUUGUGUCUUUUGUGCUUGCCAUUUUCGAAGAUCAAGACACAUCCACUGCAUUUGUCGAACCCAUUGUUAUUUUAAUCAUCUUGAUUGCCAACGCCACGGUGGGUGUCCUUCAAGAAUCCAGUGCCGAAAAAGCCAUUGAUGCCUUAAAAGAAUAUUCUCCUGAUGAAGCCAAGGUCAUUCGUGAUGGCACUUUACGUAAAGUGCGUUCCGAAGAACUUGUGCCCGGUGAUAUUAUCGAUUUAGUGGUCGGUGAUAAGAUUCCUGCUGAUGCCCGUGUGCUCUCGAUCUCGACCAGUGUAUUCCGUGUAGAUCAAGCUCUUUUAACCGGUGAAUCCGUGAGUGUUGAAAAGCAAGUAGAGCCUAUUCAUGAUGAAGGGGCUGUCAAGCAAGAUCAAUGCAACAUGUUAUUUUCUGGUACGACUUGUGUUAUUGGUAAGGCAAGAGCGAUUGUUGUGAAGACAGGUGUAUCCACUGCUAUUGGUGAUAUUCAUACCUCCAUUUCAUCUCAAAUUUCGGAAAAGACCCCUCUUAAGCGUAAGUUGGAUGAUUUUGGAGACUUAUUGGCCAAGGUGAUUACUGUCAUUUGUAUUUUGGUUUGGCUCGUGAACAUCCGUAACUUUAAUCAUCCCUCUCACAAGGGUUGGUUAGGUGGUGCUGUUUAUUACUUUAAAAUCGCAGUGGCUUUAGCUGUCGCUGCUAUCCCUGAAGGUUUGGCUGCUGUCAUUACUGCCUGUCUUGCUCUUGGUACCAAAAAGAUGGCCAAGCGUGGUGCUAUUGUGCGUAGUUUACCCAGUGUUGAAACUUUAGGCUGUACUAGUGUCAUUUGUUCCGAUAAAACAGGUACCCUGACUACCAAUCAGAUGAGUGUGUCAAGAGUGGCUAUGGUUGCAAAUGCCUCGGGUGACUUGACUGAAUUAUUUAUUGAGGGUACAAGUUAUGAACCCACUGGUGAUGUAAAGGCCGGUAAUGGCCAGAUCGUGACACCCGUAUCGGAUUCCGCUUUGCAUGAUAUUGCCAAGGUCUGUUCUCUUUGUAACGAUGCCCGUAUUGUCUAUGAUGAAACUACCGAUAGUUACGCCAGUAUUGGUGAGCCUACUGAAGCAGCUCUUCAAGUGCUUGUUGAAAAGUUUGGUACGGUUGAUACUGGAUUUAAUGCCACCUUGAAUGCACUUUCCAAGGUAGAACGUUCUACCGCCUGUAAUGACUAUUAUGGUAAUCAAUGCGAGCGUACUGCUACCCUUGAAUUCACUCGUGAUCGUAAAUCUAUGUCUGUUAUUAUCAACAAUAACACCUUGUUGGUGAAGGGUGCCCCUGAAUCUAUCCUCGAACGUUGUUCUUUUGUUCGUUUAUCUGAAUCCUCUGCUCCUAUUCCUAUGACUGCUGAAAUCCGUGAAAAUUUAAAUAACAAGAUUCUUGAAUAUGGACAAGGUAUGUCUCUUCGUUGUAUUGGUUUAGCCAAGGUAGAACACAUUCAUGCGGAACAAUUUAACCUUCGUGAUCAAAGCAAGUUUGCCUUGUAUGAACAAAACAUGACCUUUGUGGGUGUGGUUGGUAUGAUGGAUCCUCCUCGUCCCGAAGUGGCAGCCUCUAUUGUCGAAUGUAAAACCGCUGGUAUUCGUGUUAUUGUGAUCACAGGUGAUAACAAGAACACGGCCGAAUCUAUUUGUAGACAAAUUGGUGUGUUUGAUGUAGAUGAAGAUUUGACCGGAAAGAGUUAUACUGGACGUGAAUUUGAUGCGCUUACGCCUGCACAAAAGAUUGAGGCUGUAAAGCGUGCUAGUUUGUUUACUCGUACUGAACCUGCCCACAAGCAAGAAUUGGUUGACCUGUUGAAAUCGACGGGUGAGAUUGUUGCCAUGACAGGUGAUGGUGUCAAUGAUGCUCCUGCCUUGAAGAAGGCAGAUAUUGGUAUUGCCAUGGGAUCUGGUACCGAUGUCGCUAAGCUUGCUGCUGAUAUGGUUUUGGCGGACGAUAACUUUGCUACUAUUGAAAAGGCUGUGGAAGAAGGUCGUAGUAUUUAUAACAAUACCAAACAAUUUAUUCGUUAUCUUAUUUCGUCCAACAUUGGUGAGGUUGUCUCUAUUUUCUUGACUGUGCUUCUGGGUUUACCCGAAGCCUUGAUUCCUGUUCAAUUGCUCUGGGUCAAUUUGGUUACAGAUGGUCUUCCUGCUACUGCUCUUGGUUUCAAUCCUCCUGAUCAUGAUAUUAUGAGACGUCCCCCUCGUAGCUCCAAGGAGCCUCUUGUGGGUGGCUGGUUGUUCUUCAGAUACAUGAUUGUUGGUAUCUAUGUUGGUAUUGCUACUGUCUUUGGUUAUGUUUGGUGGUUUAUGUAUUACACUGGUGGUCCUCAAAUCUCUUACUAUCAAUUAUCUCACUUCCAUGAUUGCUCCACCUUGUUCCCUGAAAUCGGUUGUGAAAUGUUUACCAAUGCCAUGUCCAUGAAGGCUACUACCAUGAGUUUAUCCAUUUUAGUAGUGAUUGAAAUGUUGAACGCUAUGAACAGUUUGAGUGAAAAUGAAUCCUUAUUGACCUUGCCUUUGUGGGCUAACCCUUAUCUUGUUGUAUCUAUUGUUUUAUCUAUGGCAUUACAUUUCAUGAUUUUGUACGUUCCUUUCUUCACCAAGUUGUUUGUGAUUAUUCCUCUCAAUCAAGAAGAAUGGUAUGCCGUGUUAUGGAUUUCUAUUCCAGUUAUUUUUAUAGAUGAAGUAUUGAAGUUUAUUACUCGUACUUGGAUUGCACCUCCCACUAUUAUUACACAAAAGACCAAGCGUCAAUAAAUUAAUCACCCCCUUUCACAUUAUUUGAAAUAAUUAUCACUAGUUUUUUUUUUCUGGUUUUGUUUUGUUGUUGUUGCUUUCAUUGUCUUGUAUAAUAGUUGUUAAAAUAUAUAUAUCGGGUUUAAUCUUGAUUAGAGCCGUAACUUAAAAGUUAGAUCAGGGUGCCUGGAAAGGUUACCGACUCAUUCUCUCAACUAG
Mucor mucedo is the source of this 3232-nucleotide messenger RNA. RefSeq names its product SERCA-type calcium-translocating P-type ATPase. NCBI's taxonomy places the organism in Eukaryota, Fungi, Mucoromycota, Mucoromycetes, Mucorales, Mucoraceae. The coding region runs from base 50 to 3034 and encodes 994 amino acids. Gene Ontology annotation, biological process: intracellular calcium ion homeostasis; calcium ion transmembrane transport. The record is from RefSeq and is a predicted model, not a curated record. Gene Ontology annotation, cellular component: membrane. Gene Ontology annotation, molecular function: ATP binding; P-type calcium transporter activity; ATP hydrolysis activity. The transcript has 3 exons.